This is a messenger RNA of Bombina bombina (fire-bellied toad), 1323 nucleotides long. RefSeq names its product E3 ubiquitin/ISG15 ligase TRIM25-like. The transcript has 2 exons. The coding region runs from base 1 to 1323 and encodes 440 amino acids. The record is from RefSeq and is a predicted model, not a curated record. Lineage: Eukaryota; Metazoa; Chordata; Amphibia; Anura; Bombinatoridae. Gene Ontology annotation, molecular function: zinc ion binding; protein binding.
AUGGCGCCUGCUGUCCUGAGAGAGGAGCUAACCUGCCCCAUCUGCCUGAGUAUUUUUAAAGAUCCUGUACUACUGAGAUGUGGCCAUAACUUCUGCCUGGGCUGUAUUGAGAAAGUGCUGCGUACCCAGGAUAUAUUAAGUGUUUAUAUCUGUCCUCUGUGCAGCAAACGGUUUACUAACAGACCUGCACUGCAGAGGAACCUGAAGUUAUGUAACAUAGUAGGAGUUGUAUUUCCUACUCAUCAAGGGACACAUUCUGAGGUUUUCUGCACUUACGGUAUUCUCUCUCCUGUACCUGCUACUAAAUCCUGUCUGCAUUGUGAGGCUUCUCUGUGUGAUGCCCACCUGAGGGCACACAGCAAGUCUGAGGAACAUGUGUUCACUGAGCCCACCACUUCCUGGGGUAACAGAAAAUGCUCCAUCCACAAGAAGCUGCUGGAAUAUUACUGCACAGAGGAUGCUGCCUGUAUCUGCGCGUCUUGCUCCCUGGUCGGAGAGCACAGAGGACACCAGGUGGAGCUGCUGAAUGAGGCUUCUGAGAAGAAGAAACAGAAACUGAGAGAUGUUCUGCAGAAACUGUUCACAAAGAUAGAGAAGACUGAGAAAAGAGUCCAGAAACAGGAAUCACACAGAGCUGACUUUUGUGGUGCUGAGAAGGGAGAUAAUGAGGACUCCGAGAGAGAUGAUAAACAGGUCCCUGCUGGAGAGGAUUUGGGUGAGGGUUUGAGCUCUGUAACCUUAUACAGAGGUUUAGCUGAUAUUGUGACUGAUAUAAAAAAAAGACUCUAUGUACAGGUGACAUCAGACCUAUUACUGGAUGUAAACACAGCUCCUAAUACUGUAACUGUAUCUGGUGACUUAAAAACUGCAUCCUGGACAGAAUUAAACCAGGAGUGGGCAGAAUCGUCACAGAGAUUUACAGAUAAUGUUCCUCAGGUAUUAAGCACCAGGAGCUUUUCCUCAGGACAACAUUACUGGGAAGUGGCAACUAGUGAGGAAGGGGAAUGGGGUUUGGCAGUUUGUUAUCCCAAUAUAGAAAGACAGGGAGAUGCGUCUGAGCUAGGAAAGAAUAACAAGUCCUGGGCAUUUUAUGGUAAUGAGAACAAAUGUACAGUUGUACAUAACACAAUAAUCUCCCCAUUAUCUCACUGUCUAUCCUGUGACAGAGUAGGAAUACUGCUGGACUAUGAGGGUGGGCGUCUGUCCUUUUAUGAGCUGUCUGACCCAAUCAAACACUUACAAACCUUCACUGCUACCUUCACUGAGCCUCUUCAUGCUGCAUUUUGGGUAGGAUUACAUGCCAGGGUGAGCAUCAUGACCUAG